Molecule: messenger RNA, 1617 nt
Organism: Leptosomus discolor (cuckoo roller)
Lineage: Eukaryota; Metazoa; Chordata; Aves; Leptosomiformes; Leptosomidae
Source: RefSeq, a predicted model, not a curated record
GGUUUUUUCCAGUCCUAUGCAGUGGAAGUAGAUGUAAAGGAUGCCUCUAAUGCUACGUGUCUGUAUGCAAAAUGGAUGAUGAGAUUCUUGAUAAAAUAUGAAACAAACAGUAGUGAUUAUAAAAGCACAACCUUGAAUUUGUCAUCCAGUGUGACACACAAUGGGAGUGUCUGUGGGAAUGACACACAAGCUGCGCUUCUGGCAGUACAGUUUGGAGGAGGUCACUCGUGGAGCGUUAACUUUACAAAAACCAAUGAAACUUACCAGGGGGACUUCAUCACGUUUACCUACAACACCAACGAUACUGCUGUUUUUCCUGAUGCUAAAAGAAAAGGACUAAUUACUGUUGUUGUAAAGGAUACUAUGCGUCCAGUUCAACUGAAUAACGUCUUUGUGUGUCAUAGUACUGACUCUCUUGAAGCUGAAAACGUAACACAGAUUUUCUGGAAUGUUACUGUGCAGGCUUUUGUUCAGAAUGGCACAAUUGGUAAAAAAGAGUCUAGAUGUCGUGCUGAUAUGCCUACUUCUGCACCUACUGUUCCGCCCACUAUUGCGAACGUAACUACCGCAUCUACCACCACUUCAUCGCCUGCUCCAACCACUGCUCCCAAACCUGUGCAGGCUCCAGACACAGGAAACUAUUCUCUUGAAAGUGGAAAUAAAACUUGUUUUCUGGCUAGUGUGGGGCUGCAGCUCAACGUUUCCCAAGACAAGCCUCUUCUGAUCAACAUCAAUCCAAAGACAACUAGCGCAGAUGGUGUAUGUGGCAACACAACAGCUACUCUGAAACUGAAUGAUGGAAAUAGCACGUUGAUUAGUUUCACAUUUGUUGUUAGAAACGCAAGUGCAAACGUACAAAAAUACCACCUGAAAGAGGUCAAUGUUACACUGCUCAACCGGCUGAAUGGUUCUGUCAUUUCAAAUGCAGAUAACAACAAUUUCAGCAAGUGGGAUGCUUUCCUUGGUAGUUCUUAUAUGUGCCGAAAAGAGCAAACUCUUCAGAUUAAUGAAGAAUUUCAAAUACAUACUUUUAAUCUAUGGAUUCAGCCAUUCCUUGUGAGGGAAAAUAAGUUCUCAGAAGCCCAGGAGUGCUCGCUGGAUGAUGACAGCAUUCUAAUCCCAAUUGUAGUUGGUGCUGCACUUGCUGGCUUGAUUGCCAUUAUAGUGGUUGCUUACAUAAUUGGCAGAAGAAAAAGCUAUGCUGGAUAUCAAACUUUGUGAAUCUAAACGUGAAUCCUGUUCUGAUUUCACUCUAAACAAAGCAAGUGCAAGUUCUGAAGUCCGAAAAAGACCCAAAACUUAGGAGUAAUUACUAGCCACACCUAAUUGGAGUUGAGAAACAGAGAAUGUUUGUCUCAGAUGAAGCAGAACUACAUUUUUAGUUUUCCUGCUCAAAGAAGACGACGUGGGUUUCAUAGCUGUUUUGAAGAUGUCAAAUACUGGGUGAAUUGCUAGGCUAAGGAUUUUAUCUUGCAAAAACCCUAAAGUGUUUAGGAUUUAUCUCUGCUUUUUACGAAUUGUAGCCUGAAACAAGAUCACAUUCUAGAUGUGCAUUGGGCAAUUCCCUGAAUAGCAUAGAAUUUGUACUUGCUUCUCUCCUCUGCGUUCCUUAGUUGU